GUUGGUGCUCCUGUUACUAUUGUGUGUGCUGUUUUUUGAGACAAAAUUAAGAAUGGUAUUACUAGAAUCGCUUGAAAACCGUGAAGAACAUUUGGUGGACGAGCUGCGGAGUUUGAUUAUCACUCGCUCGAAGGACGGGGCAACGGUUGAUGAAAUAAUAGACGACUACUACGAGAUAAAUGGGACUCACUUAUUAAAUCUCUUCCACACCCGGAGUGCCCUGACACGCUUUCUAGUCGCUAUGGUCGGGGCAUGGUGUUCGAUGGAAGGAUCUAACGGCGUGAUCCUGUGGUAUUGUCACACGCCAAAGACGAACCACAUUGUGGAAUCGAUACAAAAGCAACCGUCACCGGUGCGAGCCAAGAACUAUCGAGAGUACAUGCCCAGAAGCUUCCCAGACGAAAGUGCUCCGAACGAUUCGCAGACAGGGCAGGAACCUUUGCCGAAGUGCUCCGAGAAACAGGUUAUGUGGCGGACCCCGGUUCGCUACAAUCGACGACGUGUACGAAGAAAGGAACGACGAAGAAGGUCGUAUUCCGCGGCAAGAAAGUUUGCCAAAAAGUACUGGAGCCUUCCAACAGCGGAUGAACUUGACGUUCGCAAGUAUGGACCAUCUUUCCACAAGCAUCAGUUGAUGGGUGAUGACUUUUUUCUCUCCAUAGCUAAAUGGGACCUGGGAUUCUCUUUUGAACGAGGCCACAAAAUUGCUAGGAGCGGCUUGUGCAUCUCCGGACUGACGCUUUGUGAGGCUGCAAAACGAGUGAAAUUCACCAAGUACAUUGCACCAAACGUGCUCGUGAAUGUCGGAACCGUCGAUCUGCUUUACGGUCGCCAGAUGACGAAUUUGAUUGACGAUUUCAACUCCCUGUUGGCACGGUUCCGGGAGCGCUACGUAGAACCCAUCAUUACAACGCUGGCCCCGAUCGCAAAUGUGGUUGGCUGCUCGUUGAUGCACGAACGGUUGCUAAAAUUCAACGAGUACAUACGAAGCAUCUGUCCGCGGUAUAUCGAUGUGUGGAAGUACUUUGUCCACCCGGACAACUCGGUACGUUUCGAAUGCUACCAGCAAGAACCGCGUCACAUGACCGGAAGCAACAGACCGCACGUGUUGUGGAACCUUCACGGCCGUCAAAACUUGUUGCACGAACUGGGCAAUGCAGUUGCUGAUCAAAUAUGCGAUGACCCAGUGCAGAGCAAUGUCUAAGUGUCUUAUCACCGAUCAGAUUAGACGAUUGCUAGCAGCUUGUUCUUUCCAAUAUCUUUUACAUUUACUGCAUCCACAUUCUACCAACAACACCGGUGUUCGUAUUCGAUUUUAACCUGUUUAGUUUCUCAUUGUGGAUAAUUUUAUAAGUUAGUUUUUUCUUGUAAUGAAUACUUUGUCUAAUCGCUUUGUCCAACGUUAAACGUUUUACGCUAACAACUAGAUGCUUCGUUGAGUGGCACACGGAAUGACAUCGGCUGGACGGCGACAGGGUGAGUUCAUGGGAAGAACAUUCGCGUUGCCCCCUAAUCCGGCCGAUUGGCCAACGGAGAAAUGUUCUUGAGAAGUGAGUGGUGCAGUUCGUUCGUGCGAAGCGGCAAGAGUUCGUCCUUGUCCGGAUGACGAACUGGCUUGCCGCUUCGCAGACUACUGGGCCCAGGCGAAACAUCACCACUUGCAUGGAAUGCCGAACCCGUCAAGCCGAUGUCAUUCUAUGGGCUCUACAAUAACGGAAUUCGCCAAAGCUGGACGCCGGCGUUCAACUUUACAAUUGAUCAUGAUCAAUAUUCAUACCAAACAGCAUCGCCUCAUGCGCAUUGUGUUGUAUAUUUAUGUUUUAGUGCCUUUUGUGAAUGUGUAUCUUUUUGUCUAAAAAUAA
Anopheles cruzii is the source of this 1862-nucleotide messenger RNA. Its product is annotated as maternal effect protein oskar. The record is from RefSeq and is a predicted model, not a curated record. Lineage: Eukaryota; Metazoa; Arthropoda; Insecta; Diptera; Culicidae. The transcript is spliced from 4 exons. The coding region runs from base 53 to 1204 and encodes 383 amino acids.